AUGUCUUCACCAUAUACUAAUAUGAAUGUUCGUAAUGGUGCACACGAUAUGAUGAAUCCAAGAGGUGUGAUGGUUCCGCCACCAGGUGUGAUGGUACCACCGCCAGGAUCACAACCACCGAUGAAUAGAUUCCCGAGUAAUGCUGCCGGUGCCGGUGGUAUACCAUCGAGACCACCCGGAUCGAUGGGAUCGAUGGUUGGCAUGGGCAUGCCGAAUCCAAACAUUGGACCACCACCCUCACUCUCUUCGAUGGGCGGUCCUCCACCACAGAUGAACAUGGCAUCGAUGAUGAACGCAAUGUCCAACAUGAACUUGGUUGGACAACAACCACCACCACAAUCGGUUGUUGGCGGUGGAAAUGUAGUUGGCGGUGGUGUCGGUGUUGGUUCUGGCAAUGGAAUGCUGCCGCAACAACUGAGAACUUCCGUUGGUAGUAUAUUGACAUCACAACAACAGCAGCAGCAACAACAACAACAACAGCCUCUGUCACAAGUAGGUGGAGGUAGAAGUGUAACUCCACAGCAGCAGCAGCAACAACAACAACAACAACAAAACAAUCGUAUUGGUGGAGGAAUCAACGGUGUAAAUAGUCAACAACAAUCUGCAGCUCAACAGCAACAACAGUCGAAUCUCAAUACAAUGUCUUCACAUCUGAGUUCUCUACAGAGACCAGGACCUGGUAUGCCACAACCACAACCACAGCAACAACAAUCAUUUAAUCCACAGACAUUCGCAUCUCAAGUUAUACAACAACAACAACAACAACAGCAACAACAACAACAACAAAAAGGUGUUGUUGGAGGUAUGCAGCCAAAUUCUCAACAACCGAAACUAGAGGAUCUCUACGAUAAUCUGAAUGAUUUCCCAGCACUUGGAGGAUCAGGUAAAAUGCCAAAGAUGACACAUCAACAACAACAGCAACUACAUCAACAACAGCAACAACAACUUCAACAACAAAUACAACAGCAACAACAGGAUGAUCAAGAUAUAUAUUCAUCACAAUACCAACAAUCUAAACAACAACAACAACAACAACAGCAACAACAACAACAACAACAAAUUCAACAAAGAACUUCACAAAAGGAUGAUAAAUUACUAAAAGAUCCAAAUCACAAAUAUGGAUUAUUAGGAUUAUUAAACAUUAUUAAAACACAAGAUGUAGAUGUUAGUACUCUUACAAUUGGAAUCGAUUUAACAUGUUUAGGUCUAAAUCUUAAUUCUGCUGGUGAUUUGAGUACACAAUUUGGAUCACCUUGGUACGAUACAAACAUUCAGAGAAAACCAGAGUACUAUCUACCAGCGUGUUACUCAACACCAGGACUGGAAUCACCAGCGUUCAAAAUGAGUCUGUUCACAUACGAGACACUAUUUUAUAUCUUUUACUCGAUGCCAAAGGAUAUAUUACAGAUACACGCCGCAUUGGAGCUGUACGAUCGUGAAUGGCGCUAUCACAAGGAAGGCAAGAUAUGGUUGACAAAAGCACCGAACACUGAGUCCACCGUUACACAAGCCUACGAAAUCGGAUCGUUCAUCUUCUUUGACGUCACCAUCUGGGAGACCGUAAGGAGAGACAACUUUGUGCUUCCACACGACGUACUCGAGACAAGAGAAUGUCUAGUAAUGUCACUGAAAGAUAAUUAA
Molecule: messenger RNA, 1641 nt
Organism: Heterostelium album PN500
Lineage: Eukaryota; Evosea; Eumycetozoa; Acytosteliales; Acytosteliaceae
Product: NOT2/NOT3/NOT5 family protein
Exons: 4
Coding region: 1-1641 (546 amino acids)
Biological process (GO): nuclear-transcribed mRNA poly(A) tail shortening; regulation of DNA-templated transcription
Cellular component (GO): CCR4-NOT core complex; P-body
Source: RefSeq, a predicted model, not a curated record